CGAGCAAGGCAGGAGGAGCCGACCAGAGAGGGAAAACCAUCCAUCCACACGGCCUCCAGAACGUCCAUCUGCACGCACCAGUCUGCCUUAAAAUCAUGGAGCCGAAACAAACCAUCAACUUUGGUGCCGGACCUGCAAAACUACCUGAAUCCGUGAUGCUUCAAGCGCAGAAGGAGCUCCUCAACUACAACAGCACUGGAAUCAGUGUUCUUGAGAUGAGCCAUCGAUCGUCAGACUUCUUAAAAAUCAUAAAUAAAACAGAGAGUCUCCUGCGAGAGCUGCUAAAUAUCCCCACCAACUACAAGGUGAUGUUCCUGCAGGGCGGCGGGUCUGGGCAGUUCAGCGCCGUUCCUCUCAACCUGAUCGGACUGAAGGAGGACCGGUGCGCCGACUACCUGGUGACGGGCACGUGGUCAGCGAAAGCGGCGAAAGAAGCGGAGAAAUACGGCAAAGUGAACGUGGUCCACCCGAAGCUGGACAGCUACACGAAAAUCCCCGACCCCAGCAGCUGGACCCUGAACCCCUCGGCCUCCUACGUCUACUACUGCUGCAACGAGACGGUCCAUGGCGUGGAAUACAACUUUGUGCCUGAAACGAACGGGGUGGUGCUCGUCGGUGAUAUGUCCUCCAACUUUUUGUCUCGACCAGUGGACGUGUCAAAGUUCGGGCUGAUCUUCGCCGGUGCUCAGAAGAACGCGGGCUGUGCCGGGGUCACGGUGGUCAUCGUGCGAGACGACUUGUUGGGCCACACGCUGAAAGAGUGCCCCAUCGUCCUGGACUACAAGGUGCAGGCCGAAAUGAACUCCAUGUACAACACGCCGCCUUGCUUCAGCAUUUACAUCAUGGGCCUGGUGCUGGAGUGGAUUAAGAACAACGGCGGCAGCACCGCCAUGGAUAAGCUCAACAAGCAGAAGUCCUCCAUGAUUUACGACAUCAUCGACUCCUCCGAUGGCUUCUAUGUGUGUCCGGUGGACACGGCCUGCCGGAGCCGCAUGAACCUGCCGUUCCGUUUGGGGAAGAGAGGCGGAGACGAGGCCUUGGAGAAGGAGUUUCUGGAGGGGGCGUCCAAACGCGGGAUGAUCUCGCUGAAGGGACACAGGUCAGUGGGAGGAAUCCGAGCGUCUCUGUACAACGCCGUGACGCUGGAGGAGACCGAAGCCCUUGCCGACUACAUGAAGGAAUUCCUGAAAGACCACAAAUGAAACCAGCUGUGCUGAAGGCUUCCUGCCACAUGGUGGUGUUUCACCACUUCCGUACAGUAAAAGAGAGAUUUCCUGCUAGUUAAGCUCCAUGUUGGAUGUGGACGGUUCACCUUCUUAGGCCUACUUUUUAACGCUGUGUAGAUGAACCGCUGCUGUCGCUCGUGACGUCUUACAUUUGUGUACUAUAAAAUCAAGGUUUGUGCGUUUUGGACAGGUCUGAAACUAAAAAUGAAAAAAGGUGUAAUGUUAUUAGAGAACAGUGAAUGUACAUACUUGUUUUAUUCCUGUUGUUCACGGUAGGUUUACACUCCAAUAAAUCUAACUUGGUAGAACUUA
Messenger RNA from Salarias fasciatus (jewelled blenny), 1538 nucleotides. RefSeq names its product phosphoserine aminotransferase 1 (gene psat1). Gene Ontology annotation, biological process: L-serine biosynthetic process. Gene Ontology annotation, cellular component: cytoplasm. The record is from RefSeq and is a predicted model, not a curated record. The transcript is spliced from 9 exons. NCBI's taxonomy places the organism in Eukaryota, Metazoa, Chordata, Actinopteri, Blenniiformes, Blenniidae. The coding region runs from base 96 to 1202 and encodes 368 amino acids. Gene Ontology annotation, molecular function: pyridoxal phosphate binding; O-phospho-L-serine:2-oxoglutarate transaminase activity.